This is a messenger RNA of Marmota monax (woodchuck), 1500 nucleotides long. Its product is annotated as tripartite motif-containing protein 43B-like. The transcript has 6 exons. Lineage: Eukaryota; Metazoa; Chordata; Mammalia; Rodentia; Sciuridae. The coding region runs from base 1 to 1365 and encodes 454 amino acids. The record is from RefSeq and is a predicted model, not a curated record. Gene Ontology annotation, molecular function: protein binding; zinc ion binding.
AUGGAAUCAGAAAUCCCACGACCCUUCCAAAAAGAACUCACCUGCUCUCUCUGCAUGAACUACCUUAUGGACCCAGUCACCAUAGGCUGUGGGCACAGCUUUUGUUGGCCCUGUCUCUGCCUUUCCUGGGAAGAAGCCCAAAUUCCUGCCUGUUGCCAUGUGUGCCAGAGGCCAUCACAGCAGAGAGACUUCAAGCCAGAUAUUUGUGUGAAGAGGAUGUCUUUACUUGCCAGACAAGCCAGUCUAAGGCAAAUCCUGAGCUCCAAGGAACACAUAUGUGUGACCCAUCAGGAGACAAAGAAGAUCUUCUGUGAAGAAGACAAGAACCUGCUCUGUUUGCUUUGUUCCAACUCUCAGGAGCAUAGGGGUCACAGACACUGUCCCACUGAGGAGGCUGCUGAGGAGUACCGGGAGAAGCUAUUGAAGCAAAUGAGAUCAUUAUGGGGAAAAAUCCAAGAAAAUAAGAGAAAUCUGAAUGAGGAGAAAAGAAAAAUUCUAACAUGGGAUGUAAGUAUCAGAGAAAACAUGAUCAAGACCGAGUACAGGAAGCUGUACCCGGUCCUCUGCAUGGAGGAACAAAAGCAUUUGGAGAGACUACAAAAGGAAGAUGAAAAUAUUGUAGAGCAACUCAAGAGAAGUGAAGCUAAAAUGGUUCAAACUGAGAAACACCUAAAAGGAAUGUAUGAGGAGCUGAUGAGAAUGUGCCAUAAAUCAGGGGAAAGGCUGCUCCAGGAUUUGGGAGACCUAUUGAUAAGGAGUGAGACAGUGCAACAGCAUAUGCCCCAUCCUGUGAGACCAGUGCUCAGCAUAAAACCCAUCACAGGACUGAUAGACAGGCUCAACCUCUGUCGUGUGGAAAUUUCCCUCAGUAAUGAAAUAAGCAAUCAUGAUAUCAGGCUUUUUGAGGAUGUGAGAACAUUUGUACUUAGACAAGACCAUCAAGAUGCAUCUCUGAAUUCUGACAGAUCCAACUAUUUUGCUGCAUGGGGAGCACAUAUCUUCAUCUCUGGGCAACACUACUGGGAGCUGGAUGUGGAUAACUCUUGGGACUGGGCGGUGGGAGUCUGUAAAUUGUCCUGGAAAAAUAUUGGCACUAUGCUUGCCACUAAGGAAAUAUUCCUCCUCCUGUGCAUGAAAGAAGGUGAUCAUUAUAGAAUUUUGACCUCUCCCCCGGUGACUUGCCAAUAUAUAGAGAAGCCUCUGGGCCGGAUUGGUGUGUUCCUUGAUUUUAAGAGCAAAAGUGUGAGUUUUUUGAAUGUUGCCAUGAGUUCCCUUAUAUGGACAUACCCUGCUGGUUCCUUGAAUUUCCCUGUCAGGCCUUUCUCUUUAACUGGCCACAUGAUCAGGAAUAAGUCAGGAGCUUGAUUGUCUGGGAACUCCAUGCCUAAGCAAGUCCUCAGUUGAAGAAAAUAAAUAAUACUGUACACUCUUUUACUGUUUUUCUACUUUAUUGUAACCUCAUUUUAUUGUUAACUAUGAAGAUAAUGUGAAAUGCAAAUU